Setaria italica (foxtail millet) is the source of this 784-nucleotide messenger RNA. RefSeq lists its product as uncharacterized. The transcript has a single exon. Bases 116 to 475 code for a protein of 119 amino acids. NCBI's taxonomy places the organism in Eukaryota, Viridiplantae, Streptophyta, Magnoliopsida, Poales, Poaceae. The record is from RefSeq and is a predicted model, not a curated record.
CAAACGGCCACCGAGAGCCAAAAGCACAGACGAGGCCACUUCCUCUUCUUCCUUCCUCCACAGCAGAGCCAAGAAGAAGCACGAGGGGUCAGGGAAUCCAACCAAGCCCAGGAAGAUGGGUGCGACGCUCCUGCAGGCGGUGGCGGCGCUGGUGGGCCGGCUGCAGCGGGCGGCGCGGAGGAUGGCUGCCGGCGCCGGAGGGGCCGGCAAAGGGUCGCCGCCUCGCGCCGUCGUGGCGCCGUGGAAGAAGACGUUCUCGCUGGCGCCGUCGGGGAAGGCGGCCAGGGAGGCCGAGGCCGGGGUGUGGAGGAAGGAGAUCCUCAUGGGUGAGCGCUGCCAGCCGCUCGACUUCUCCGGGGUCAUCUACUACGACGCCGAGGGCCGCCGCCUCGCGCAACCGCCGCCGCCCAGGUCGCCCAUGCGCAGCCCGCUCCCGGCCUCGCCCAGGCUCGCCGCCAACGCCUGCACCUACUAGCUACUCCGUAUUAGGCUUGGAUCGGAGGGGUUGGGGGCUCAGCGUUCUUUGCUCUUGCCUGCAACGCGUUGGCCGCAAGACGGCGAGCUUGCUCUGUUUUAGUUGGGGAUGAGGCAGAGUGUGUGUCUGCUGGGGGAUUGUAGCUGUACCUGUACAUGAUCCUGGUGUUCCUCUUCUUCUUCUCUUUUUCUUUCUGUUUUUCAUUGGUGUUGUAAUCAUAGAAUAUGCAAUAGCUCGUUUGAGGAUUAUAUUGUCCGGUUUGCAUCUUUUCACUCAGCUCAUCAGUAAGGCAACACAUUUUCUCACAUA